This is a messenger RNA of Pocillopora meandrina, 4859 nucleotides long. The record is from the annotation of a GenBank genome assembly. NCBI's taxonomy places the organism in Eukaryota, Metazoa, Cnidaria, Anthozoa, Scleractinia, Pocilloporidae.
AUGGGAAAAGGAAGCCUGAAAAACGUUAAUUUUCACACGAAAGCUAUAUUUGAUUUAAUUUUUGUGGGUACAAAUAGCGUGGCCUGGUUAACCUUUUCUACGUAAUACUAUUUAUAGUCAAUCAAGAGAAAACAAAACCGCCUGUUAUAAAAAAUAGAACAGGAAAUAGUUUGGACUUUGACAUUACUGGAAAAAAGAUUCUCAGAAUAACAUAGACAACUAAAAGCCACACUGUACGUCAUUGUGGCCUCAGCAUUUAGAUAACUUCGAUGUUGCUAAAAUGUUUUAAGUUCCUUUUCGGGUUUAAGCAAGAAUACUUUAAAAGAGAAAUAUGUGUUAAUUCUCCUUAACGUCUAAGUAUUGCUAUGGCGACAUUCACGGUUCAUGGGUAUGUAAUUUCAUAUGGAGCAAUCAGCAAUCACCUACCCUGAGUGUAAAUAAUUGAACCAUAAUUUGAAAGCUCUCAGCAAACCUUUAAGCUAGCAUUGGCGGCCCUCAAUUCCAUUCCCUUGUAAAUGACGCUGGAAUGAGGAACACGAGUGUAAGGUGACAUCAUCCCCUGUGAUGCAUUGUUAACGCGGAUCUUAUUCUCAUUUUGUGUGUAUUUCAUUUACGAAUUUAUUACCUGCGAAUAUUUUACGCUUCAUUAGUUACAUCGUGUUCUUGUGGUUGAUGUUUUUACCAUUGCGUGAUGUUACAUAAUUAUGUCGAGUUAUUUGUCACGUUUUGUGAAUAAAAUAUAGUCCUGUGGAUCAAUUUUUUUAAGAAGCAGCGUCGUCGAUUUUUGCCUGUAAAGCUAGCACCGUUAAGUUAAAUAUUCAUAAUAUAUAUAUAUAUGUAUAGCUAUAUGUAUAUGGAUAUAUAUAAGUGAAAGAAUCAAAGAGGACGCAUCGAUUCUCUGUUACUCUGAGUUUCGCGCCUAAGCGAUCGUUAGACAGAACUUUAUUCAGUGAAGAACAUACCUCAUUAUAUACAAAUUAGAUAAGUAGCUAAUUAAUUCACCAGUGUAAUGAUCUGAUCUACGUGUGAAAUAAAGAUUCUAUAGAGCUAUUGUUGGCGGCUUGUGAAAUUUGCUAAGUAAAACUUACUCUCGUGGCGGCAUUUAGAAAUGAGUUCCGUUCUUUUGUUUAAUAAAGAUGGCUUCUUAGCUCUAAGCUUCUUAGCUUAGCUACUUAUCUAAUUUGUAUAUAAGGAGGUAUGUUCUUCAUUGAAUAAAGUUCUGUCUGACUAGCGUUUAGGCGCGAAACUCAGAGUAACAGAGAAUCGAUGCGUCCUCUUUGAUUCUUUCACUUAUAUAUACUCAGCUCUGCUACCACAGCAUUGAGCACUUUAUGCCAAGGUAGACUCUACCCCCACAUUUAUAUAUGAAUAUAUAUAUAUAUAUAUUUUUUUUUUAAUUUUUAUUAUUUUUUUAUCGUGAGUUUAUUUGUAAAGUUUCGUUUUCUAGUAUGUAUUUUCCUACUCAUGUUUAGUAUCGUAGGCUUUUGGAUGUUUUUAAAUAGAUGGUAAACACAAUUACGCGCGACUUCGGUUACAUACCUGUAGAAUUUCGGGAUGAUUGGGGCGUUCGGACUAGUGAAUUGACAGCGUUUUGCACCCAGUGACACCCAGUGCGAGUGUUGAAGUCAAUUUCAUUUGACAUGUGCGUUUUUAUGCGUGCCGAAUAGAGUACGAGUAGAGACUGGACUUCAGCCUUACUUAACAUGGGCGUUUUAUGAACACCGAAACUAAAUCUUUUGGAAGAGCAACUCUGAUAAGCACAGAUAUAGUGCAAACCAAGACUUAGAAGAAAGGAUUUUGUGUUACUUGAAAUACAAAACAAAGAUGUGGUGUUGAUUGCAAAUAGGACCAGAACCUAGUGUUCAUCACGUGUUGUUAACAAGCGAAGAAUUUAGUGUGAUCACCUUUCAUUACGCAACGUUAUGUAACUAGCAGUAAAAAUAUAUUUAGUUGUCCAUGUUUCUUAGGUUAGAUUAAGUUAUGUAAGUAGGUAAGUAGUUGCGUAUCUAACGAAAAAUUUGUUCACGUUUUUUUAAAACGUUGUUCUUGGCACAACCGAAAAAGGGUAGGGAUACCGUAUUUACUCGUGUAUAAGUCGAGCUUUUGUGACCAAAAGAUCAGUCCAAAAAAAUCACCCGUGACUUCUACACGAGUCACACAAAAAGACCUGACCCAAACAAUCCAAGAAAUUAGCAUAGCAAUUUUCUGAAAUCCGUUAGGAAGACCGAGUUUAUAAAACCAGUUCGAAUUGUGUUCGUGUUUCGUCACUUUUCAGCGCAUUCUUCGUCCACGAAAAAGUUUCAAAUAAUAGUUUUGAGUGGCUUCACACAAAGCUACUGGAGCUGAUUUCUAUUGUGUCUUCGGACUGUAGAGCAGACAUUUUUUCAUACAGCUUCGCUGUUGUUUACAGUGCUGAACUUACAGUAGCUUAGUAACCUGGCAAAUGCUAUUGUCCCGCGCGAUCUUGUUCUUUACGCGCGAUCCUUCGAAGCUAUUCGGUGUUCCUUCGGUUUACUUAAUCUACUUUCACACUCAACAUUAAGAUAAAGGUUAGUUAAAUGCAAGAUUUCAUUUUCAAUACAUUCCCAGAAAUAAGAGAUUAACUUUUGGAACAUUUCCAUCUGUCGGAAUUUUACUUCUUCGACUAGAAAUGAUGAAAAAUCCGAUUUUUGACCUUUAAAAUGAGGGUCGACUUAUAUACAAGUUCGACUUAUGCAUGAGUAAAUACGGUACGUGUGCGCCACAUCGAAAGAUCGAAAGAAAUCGAACUUUCGGUUAAACCGCUACGAAAGGACAAGGCAUCAAACCUCUUUUUUCGAAAAGAUGGAAUGAGCUGCUUCCAAAAUUAAAACAUCCAUCUGUAGCAGUUAAAAAAGAGAGAGGUAGAUUCGAACAUCAUUCGUCCCUGGUGCUGGUACUUCUGAAGGUAUAAUCGCGGUGACACAUACACUCUUCAGUUUGGCAUCGAUCCUGAUAAUUUACUUACUCGUUUUGACAAAAAAAAAAAUGCGAAGAGGAUCGCCCGCAAAUAAUCGACGGGAUUCUUAUCAUAUCUAAACAACUCAAGUCAGUCCCAUGAGGGAAAAGAUAUGAAUUGCUGUUGCGUUAAGUUAAAUAACGCUACUUAAGCAAUGGUCAAACAGGGUAAGGAUUAGGAAACCCGCAGUGCUCAGUUUACAUAGCCUUAAGAUUACAUAAGAAUUCAGCUCCAAACAAACUAUGUCACCGAAAGGACAGCGUUUAAAGCGAGAGCAAUUCGAUGAAGCAGUAUCUUGCAUGACAAAUAUUGAGUAACCAACUGGUUCUUUUCGGUGCGGUGCUCUAUUCGGCAUUUUUACUCAGCCCAAGCUCAAGUCUCAAGGAAAAGGAAACGAUUAAUUCAGUGUUUGACUUAGUAUUAAGUUGCGAGAGGAACCGUUGAGAAUUUGCACUCGUUAUAAGGAAUAGUAUGGGGAACGAAAUAAGGUCGAUUUACAACUAUAAAUAUUUGAAGUGUAAUGUUGCGUAAAUUGAGCACAGCGUGUCUCCUAAUCCUUACCCUGUUUGACCAAUACUCAAGUAGCGUUAUUUAAAUUUAGGUACGACAAUUUUUCCAAAAAAAUUGUUCCUUUGCCAAAAGAAAACGAGAACAAUUUCACACUACUUGAAAAGAUAGUUGAAAAAAAACUGAUUAGUAUUUCUCAUUCAUCUGUUAUGAAAUAAUAGAAGUUAAGGAAGACUUCUUCGGUGAAAGGAAUGAUUGCCAUUGACCUUUUGAAAGGCUGUUUUGACGCAGUUAUCAUUAUUAUCAGUUCUGUUGUUCUAUUACACAAAUUAUCAAAACUGCACAUCGUAAAACUUUGGUGUUAGCUGUCUUAGCCCGACGCUAGAGAAUCUUAAAUUUAUUCCAAAAUAGUGAAAGCGAUCAGCCAUUUUAAACUAAAAUACUCGUAGUAUGUUGAGUUUAAUCGCCUGCCUUUGUAAAACCUGAUUGAAGCAUCGCAUGCAGACGGCAAAAAACUGAUUGAAGUGUUGCAUGCAGACGGCAAACUUCAAUAAUCAAAAGGGAACUUUUGUGACCCUCCAGGGAAAAACAGGGAAUAAGGCGAUGACAUAGGCACACGUGCAAGGUCACGGCACGCUAAGUAUAACACCAAUUUUAUGAAUAUGCGCAUAUUUAACUGGCAAAACAAAGACCGGCAUGGCAGCUUUUGUGUGGCAUGCUCAAUCCUUUGUCCCUACUAGUGUGCUAGGUGUCACGCUUACAGUGCGAUGUGACACGCGUGCCCUAUGGACAACAAAGUAAGUGAAACAAAACCACAGACAACAAAAUGAUUUGCAGCAAAUAGAAAGACGAACCUUCAAUGUUAAUUUAUCUGGGUGUCACGUUUUCGCUUCCCUUUUUUUCCAUUUGAACUGAGAAUUGACGGUUAAGUUUCUCCAUUGAUAAAAAGGGAGAAAUUGGCAUCUACCUCCACAAUCAGGUGAGGUGUAAAGGCUACUGCAAAGCUCGGCCACAGCUAAAUUCGCGUGCGAUACUUUAAUUUUUUACAGCUUAACAUGAAAGGUUACACAGUAUUUGACUUAAGUUUGAAUUAUCAUGAGCAUAAAAUAUUUAAUCGUCCCUAAUUUUCGUGUAUUUCAGGUAUACAUCAGCCAUUUUAAAAAUAAUUUUAAACACUUUUAUCAUCUCUUUUUAGAUGAAUACAGAAAUCCACUUUUUGGGUCACCAAGGGAGGACCCCUUUCUUUUCCUUUGACAUAUUGUCGUCAGCGUUCAAAUAUGGAAACAGAUGCUUCACUAAGUAUACUGAGGGCAUGCCUGACUAUUUCAAACAAGCAUUUCCUGCUGUAAUGUCAUAUGAAAGAACAUUUACAUAA